Molecule: messenger RNA, 5855 nt
Organism: Phyllostomus discolor (pale spear-nosed bat)
Lineage: Eukaryota; Metazoa; Chordata; Mammalia; Chiroptera; Phyllostomidae
Gene: SGMS2
Product: sphingomyelin synthase 2
Exons: 7
Coding region: 523-1620 (365 amino acids)
Biological process (GO): sphingomyelin biosynthetic process; ceramide biosynthetic process
Cellular component (GO): endoplasmic reticulum membrane; Golgi membrane
Molecular function (GO): ceramide cholinephosphotransferase activity; sphingomyelin synthase activity
Source: RefSeq, a predicted model, not a curated record
CUGGCUAGCCCCUCCUUCCCUGCACCUUUAAUGGCUGGGAAAGGGGAGUGUCGGCCGGGGUUUUCUUAAGAAGUCGCACCGGUUUUUCGAGCUCCGCUCCGCGCCUGGAGAGCCACAGCACCGGGAGCGGGCGCUGCCAGUAGCGGCCCGCGCUGUCGCCCUGUGCCCUGUACUGCUCUGCAGAAAGGAUCGACUGCGAGACUGGGGUUGUUGACUGCUGUGAGGACCAGCGUGAGAUCGCUGGGCACCACCUGCAUACAGUAGGUCUGGUAUCUCCUGGCGCUAUAUCGUGGCACAGUGAAACCGUCUGGGAGGAGAGAGCCGGCCUGCUGCCCUGAGAGUGCUGGAUGCACAGCAGCGAGCUGCAUGGGAGGGGCAGUCCUCAGGCUGCUACGUUCUACCUUUUGUACCCGGAGGCAGUACCAGUUGAAGAGUCCAUGUGGAUCUUGGAAACAGAAGGAUUAAAAAACAUUUCUACAAAGAACUUCACCAUCUCUCUUUUGAUCUGAAGACUGGGAGACAAUGGAUAUUAUAGAGACAGCAAAACUUGAAGAACAUAUGGAAAAUCAAACCAGUGAUCCGGCAAAUACUUACACAAGACCUGCUGAACCUGCUGAAGAAGAAGAAAAAAAUGGCAACGGUAAACCUAAGAGCUUAUCCAAUGGGUUGCGAAAGGGCACCAAAAAGUACCCGGACUACAUCCAAAUCGCUAUGCCCACUGACUCGAGGAACAAGUUCCCCCUGGAGUGGUGGAAAACGGGCAUCGCCUUCGUGUACGCCCUCUUCAACCUCGUCCUGACCACCGUCAUGAUCACAGUUGUGCACGAGAGGGUCCCUCCCAAGGAGCUCAGCCCUCCGCUCCCAGACAAGUUUUUUGAUUACAUUGAUCGGGUGACGUGGGCGUUUUCUGUAUCAGAAAUAAAUGGGAUUAUAUUAGUUGGAUUAUGGAUCACCCAGUGGCUGUUUCUGAGAUACAAGUCAAUAGUGGGACGCAGAUUCUUCUUUAUCAUUGGGACUUUAUACCUAUAUCGCUGUAUUACAAUGUAUGUCACGACCCUGCCUGUGCCCGGAAUGCACUUCCAGUGUGCUCCAAAGCUCAAUGGAGACUCCCGGGCCAAAGUGCAGCGGAUCCUGCGGCUGAUUUCUGGUGGGGGACUGUCCAUCACCGGGUCGCACAUCUUGUGUGGAGACUUUCUCUUCAGCGGCCACACGGUUGUGCUGACACUUACUUAUUUGUUCAUCAAAGAAUAUUCGCCUCGUCACUUCUGGUGGUAUCAUUUAAUCUGCUGGCUGCUGAGCGCCGCCGGGAUCAUCUGCAUCCUUGUGGCACAUGAACACUAUACUGUCGAUGUCAUCGUUGCCUAUUACAUCACAACACGGCUGUUUUGGUGGUACCAUUCCAUGGCCAAUGAAAAGAACUUGAAGGUCUCUUCACAGACUAAUUUUUUGUCUCGUGCAUGGUGGUUCCCCAUCUUUUAUUUUUUUGAGAAGAACGUACAAGGCUCAAUUCCUUGCUGCUUCUCCUGGCCACUCUCCUGGCCUCCUGGCUGCUUUAAAUCAUCGUGCAAAAAGUACUCCCGGGUUCAGAAGACAGGCGAAGACAAUGAGAAAUCCACCUGAGCCACAAAACAAAGGCAGCAGCUCUUAUACCAAAAGAGGUAUCGCUGUCACCAAAGGUGUAGUUUUUUGUUUCUGUUUUUUAUUUUAGAACUGACUGGUAAAUGAAGAAGUGGACCAAAUUUGGGGUAAAUGAUUAGGAAGGUGAACAAAGUGUUACCCUUUGACUGUUCUUUUUAAUUCAUCCUGAGAAAGUUAUAUUCUCCUGUGGCUCUUCAUUCACUGGUGACAAGCCCUCCACCUGGGAUUUCACUACUAGCACGCUUGUCCAAGAGGUGCCAAAGAACACGUUACACCUUUCCUCAGUCUUUCUCCACUAAAGAAUUUUUUCAGGAUUUUUUUCCCCUCCAAGAUCGGAAGAAUUUGUUAAUGUUUUAAAUAAACUCUCUGGACAGACACAGCUACUGUGUAAAUAGAAUAACCUAAUGUUGAGAGUGGGUUUUCGCAUUAGGCCUGUUAGUGAGGGGGAGACUCAAGGGUUGUGAGUACGCUUUGGGCGUGCUUAUUUUGACCCUUUCAUGGGGAAGGAUGAGGUUAGGCCUGGGAAUAUGUACUGCUGCUACCACCCAAUGUACUAUCUAUCACUUUUACUUUAUUUUUUAAAACGAUGAUUUUAUUUAAAAAUGGAAGAAACGUGAUCUAAGUAAAUAUGGAAGCAUUUGACCCACCCCACAGAUAUUACUUGUUUGCAAAUAUUUAAUUUUAAGAUCUCUAUUACAGACACACAGGAAACAUAGGGCUGUUUCUGCUCCCAGCGGGCCUGGUUUGCACUUACCUGCUGUCUGCCUGGUGAAUUUGCACCUGGUACCGGGGCAGUCAGCUGCUGAGCACAGGCUGAAUACACGUGUGUGAACCGAUGCUCUAGCACACGAGGAAGGAGCCGGUGUGUCUCUUCCAGGUCUUGACCUGUGUGAGAUCCGUUUUAGAGCUGCUUAUUGAUACUCAGAAAUAUAAUUGGUCACAUUUCACUGAAAACCAUUUCUUUCUGCUUUAUGGAAAAAACCAAGAUGGAGUCCAAAAGUUUAAUUCAUCCUUGCCUAUUUGCAAGAGACCCAGCUCCUUAUAGACUGAGUGUUUAUAGGAAGCACUAAGGACACACCACAACUGAGUCAUUUUACUCUGACCAUGAGAUCACACCAAGUUGCUGCUCUCUAAGCUGUUGUUGGGAUCAGGGUGUGAGGCCGUUACAGCUAGUUGAUAAAGGGGGCGUAUCAUUUCUAAAGUUCUUUCAGGUGAUGCAAGAAAGAAAAAGGCGGACUUGAUCAGAUUUAAUUUUAUCAGAUUAGUGUACUGUUUAAUGCUGUUGGAUCUUGUGGAUAAUUCUUACUUAAUUUCUUAAGACUUCUAGUAACCUUACAAAAAGAUUUACAGUUACAAAAUCAUUGACCCAGAGAGCAGGGAGGCCAACUGGGGUAGAAUGAGGCAGUUACAUUUAUAUUGAAGGUAAAAAUUUCCCUCCACUUAGAAUGGAAAAAAAAAUCCCUGAAUAUGUUAUUAUGAACUAAUCAGCCUUGAUUUGAUAUACACAAUUGACUUUUAAAUUGCUCAAAAGAAGCACAAUACAAACUUAAAUGUGUUCAGAUGGGCCAUUGUCUGUUGGUGCUAAAAUUCUGUGUGUUUUCAAUAUGGCUCUUGCUCUGUAUAAUAGAAGAAUCACUAAAGGAAAGGUGGUCCAAUUCAAAGACAGAUUAUUUAAAAAUAGAAAUGAAACCCUGAACUUUCUUGGCAGGUUUUGAAAUGCAAGAAGUUUCUCCAGUAUUUAUUAUUAAACCAGUAAGAAACAUAUAUAUACCUUACCUGAGGUGUUUAGCUAUCAUUCUACAUAAUUUUCCCUUUUCAUUCAUUAAAUAUUGAUAGUUGUGCUAAAACAAGGUGUUCUGCUUGAAAACACUGGUUUUAAAUUUCUGCUGUCUGAUUGUGAGGAAAAACAUCUGGCACUGUAGCCUGGGUUUUGCUCUAUGACCCUGGGACAUGGAGCCUCUAAUACAAAUGAGACAACCUCGUAUACCUUAGAGCCUUAUUCUGCUCCAUCUUAUAUAACCCACUUUUCUUCAUAUUAAAUUGGGAAAUGUAUUUCAGCUUUUAAAAUCAUGGUGCAUUGAUCGUUGGAAACCCUUGAAACAGUAAACCUUGCAUUUUAGUCAAGUCAUCUAGUGUUUCAUUUUUUAAAAAAUAAUGCCAUCACCUGUUAAAGAACUCGAGGAAACAUCUGUGACCCCACAUGUGGACGGACACUGCCGCUGCCUUCCGCUUUACAGCGUAUGUCCUAGCUUUAUGGUAGAGGCUGUGGGAGUAUGUGGUGUCCAGAGAAGGGUGAGAGGCAGAAAUACCAAAGUUUCAGGAUAGAAAAUUAAGAGAAAUAGUGAAUCUCUUACAUUUACGUUCAGGAAAGCAAACUUGAGAUUUAACCCAACAUGCCACUUUGGAAUAUAAAACAUAAGCAAUUCCUAGAUUUAUUGUGGUGAUCAUUUUGCAGUAUAUAGAAAUAGCGCAUUGUUAUGUUGCACACCUGAAACUAAUAUAAUAUGUAGAUUAUAUCUCAAUUUAAAAAAAUUUCAAUCUUGCCUUUUUGAGACAGAUUUUGGGAGCUCCUUUUCCUUGCUGAUCAAGAUGUGAAUUUACUAAUUAUUCUUGUUUUUGUCAAUUACUACUCCUGUUGGAAACUUUUGCUAUAAUUUAGUCCUCUGUGCAGUAUCUAUAACAUACAAUUACUACAAAUUAUACCACUUUUUAAAAAAAAUUUUUGAAGUGGCAGUGAAUUCCUCUCAGAUUCUAUUUUUUAGGCUCCUCUACUAACUCUAAAAAUCAAAAAUUCUUUCCCAAUUCCACUGGAAGUAAUUUUGAAUUGGUUAUUUAAUACACUGGCAUCUUGGGAAGUAGGUUUUGCUGUGGAGGGAAGGCUGUUUCGAGGGAGGGCGAGAGUGUAGUCUGGUUUGUGGAUGAUCUUGCAUCAGGUUCUUUGCUGUAUACCAGCACCCCCUUGUGGAAAUGUGACGUGGAACACAAACUUGCCACUUUAUUUACAGUGUAUUUUCAGAAGACAUGUUUCUUAUCAUUUUGCCAAUAAUCUGAAAGCAUAGUGCAAAAGGAGUUAUUUUUUAAGGUAUUUUAAACCUUUCCCAAAGGGAAAAGGUACUGGAUCACAGGGUGUUGCAAUUCUAAUCUUUUAAUCCAUUGAUCAAAGAAAAUUCGCAGGCCAUUUUUACCUCUCACCCUCACAAUCAUUGUCUCCCUUUAUAACUACCAACACUAUGUUUACUUUGAAACACCAAGUUGGCUGCCUUUUCUUUUACAUGCUAAAACUCAGGCAGCUUCUUUUUCCCUUGAAAGUUCACAUUUUGUUGCUUGAAUAUUUUCAACAUUUUUAAAUUUUUUUUAUUGUUAUUUUUAUUUUGCACUGUAGAAUUGAUUUAAAAUUUAAGCCGGUCCUAACACACUUCUUUAGUGUAAAGGAAGUGUAAGAAGGAAUUUCUUAAUAAAUGAGUUUGCAAUGUUUAGAUUAAGCAUAUUAAAAGUAAUAUGUGUUGAAGGUUUUCUGUUUGUAUGUAUAAAGAUUACUGGUAUUUUUUUAAUGUCAUUGUGUUGCAAUAAUUUAACUCAUUUGAGUUACUUGCUAAAAAUAUUUUGUCUAUUAAGAAGUGCUCUUGACUUUAGUACCUAAACAUUAAACUCAUGUCAAAGGUACCCAAAGAUGAGUUUUUAUACAGAUACACAUCUUGUAAGUUGUGGCUUAUUUUAUUAUUCAUUAAUGUAAUUGUGCUAUGUUCUAAAUGAAUCAUGAAUGAGAAUAGCUCUUUAUUCUGGAGUUAAAAUGGUUUUUUAAAAGAGAAAGAAGAAGCUACAUAAGCUAAUCUAGCUGCCAAGUUGGAAUUCAUUAUUUAAUUUACCUCCUAUGCAAUGAUUAAUGCUCCAAAAUGUAUGGUUAUGUUACGGUCUAUUCACAAAACAGAUACACCAUUACCAGGUUUGAGUAGUAAUGAAUCGCAUUCUUUCAAAGAUUUACUGUACUGUUUCAAUGUGUUAAGUGCCUUGUUGUAAAGUAAAAUUUUAAGCCUAGAAUGCAUUAUUUUCCUGACAUAUAUUUUUAUCAUGAUAUAUACUGUAUGUUAUUAUAAUAGUUUUAUUAAAUGCUUAUGUUUUAAUCAAAUAAUGUAAAUUUCAGAAGCUUUUUUCUCUUCUACCCACCAAUACCUUAAUCAUUGGUCUGUCAUAUGGGAUUUAAAUUCAGGUUCUUCUUU